Penicillium samsonianum is the source of this 1296-nucleotide messenger RNA. RefSeq lists its product as uncharacterized. The transcript is spliced from 2 exons. The record is from RefSeq and is a predicted model, not a curated record. Lineage: Eukaryota; Fungi; Ascomycota; Eurotiomycetes; Eurotiales; Aspergillaceae. The coding region runs from base 1 to 1296 and encodes 431 amino acids.
AUGGCUACUGCUGAUGGUCCUGCUAGAGUACAUGACCGGAAUGCACGUCGCCGUCCAUUCUCAAACUGGGUGAAACGCCUGGCGAACCUUAAGAGUUCCUCCGAUUCUACAACAAACCGAUGGUCCAACAAGCGCCACACGGGUAAUAAAGGCAAGAAGGGUGAUCAAGAAAACAACCCAUACCCGCUCUCUGGAACCAUCAACCGUGACACGGGGACUCAGACACCGACCGACUCAUACGCGGAUGAUCAUUAUGGUGCAGAAUAUCGCUCUAGGAGCGACCCAUCUUUUUGUUCGGGCUAUGAGAACCCGGCUCCCCUGACAGGCGCAAAAUCCGCUGCGCCAACCAUUUCAACAAACGGUGACGCCACAUUUUCCGAAGCGGCAUAUUCCAAGGCAGGCACAUUGACAACUGGCACUGAAGGACUCAGCACCCAUGGAGGAGGUGAGGGUAGCACCUUCUCGUCACCUGCACCUUCGAUUCGAUCAAUGACCACUACCCUGACCACUGUGCACUCGGCGGCACCCUCAACCCAACUGUACAACGCACAAAACAGCCACAAUGGACACCACCAUGGCAGCUCGACUCAGAGCUCCUCAAAUCAGCAGAUUCAAUUUUCCCACCAAUUCCCUUCAACCUCACCCGCUACCGCAGUCCCCCCGCACCUAGUGCUCCAAAAUUAUGCGAUGACGUACAGCGCCGCAACCGCAAACAAUACCUUGACCGAUAACGCCUCUCUUCUCACUUUGGCGAGCUCAUCUAAGCGCCGUCGCCGCAAUUCUUUGGAUACCAAUGCAUCUGUACGCGCAUUGGCUCCGUCUUCUGUUUUCGGCGGUAGUCGGGAGAGCCUGCCGUUGAGUGUUCUGAGUGGACAUACGACUGAAGCAUCCAAUACAUCUGGGUUCAAUGCGUCGGGGGUACUGAGCCGACCAAGUAUUGUUGGCCUUGCUAGUGCUGAACGCAUCAGUGUCUACUCGGCCUCCGGAGCAAUUCCGCUAGCCAGCACCACUGCGGAGCGGGCCGGCUUGUACACCACUAAGCAAUCCGCCGGCGGUGAUACGGCCAGCAUUCGCAGCGGUGUCCAAUCGCACAGUCGAAAUGAUAGUACUGCUGCCAGUAUCACCGGGGGCAUUAGCAGUCCAUUGGCCUUGGCUGGUCGCAUGAGUCGAAGAAGUUCUGGCUGGGGCGAAAUUACCGGGGAGGAAGGCAAUGACGGAAAGCCAGUUGAGAAAAACGAGGAUGAAGCCGUGACUAAGGAUGAAAACGGCUUUCCUGUUGAGCGGCUCAAGACUUGA